Messenger RNA from Galendromus occidentalis (western predatory mite), 1426 nucleotides. RefSeq names its product protein ENL. Gene Ontology annotation, molecular function: protein binding. The coding region runs from base 47 to 1426 and encodes 459 amino acids. NCBI's taxonomy places the organism in Eukaryota, Metazoa, Arthropoda, Arachnida, Mesostigmata, Phytoseiidae. The record is from RefSeq and is a predicted model, not a curated record. The transcript is spliced from 8 exons.
GGCAGUGUACUGUACGAAGUGUCCCAGUUCCGAAGCUUAGUACACGAUGUCGAUGUACAACUUCAAAUUAUACUCGGCAACGACGACCGAGCUUGGAAUUGUCAAGAUGUCGAAUAAACCAAGCCGAGCAGCUCCUCCUCCUCCAGUACCUAGCCACGCAAAAAACGAUCGAAACAAUAACAGCAGGAAUCAUCAGCGGCAAGCGAGAGACGGUGUGGCUAAGAUUCCAACCGUCAUUCGGCCAAAAAUGGUCGAAACACCAAAGAAAAAAGCUCCACCCCGGCCGCCCCCGCCCCUCAUGGAUGCCUCAUUUGUACCUACUAGAACCUCAUCUCUGAAUCGGGGCGUCCCGCCUCCGGUUCCUCCGCCGCCAAUAAACAAAUCCUCAAAGCAACGCGGGCUUCACAUCAAUACCAAAGCCCUUAGGAAAGUCAAAAUUUUCGGAAAAUCUUCAUCGAAAUCGGCUUCUUCCAAUGCGAACGGAGAGUUUUUCACCGCGACCAUGGGGAACGGCCGCUUUGGGGGGAGCUACACCAACCAAGCCCUGUCUCAGCCGACUCGGGGGAAGAAGCAAGCUCCGAUGCCGCCGGCGGGUUCCACGAAUUUUUCCGCCUCACAAGUCGCUACAGGAACUUUGAUAAGUUUCGAUACGCCGCCGACUUCCCCAGGCUGUGUGGCGCCAUCAAAAACUAAUGGAUCGUCUAAUGUUCAGAGUUUGCUCGAUAUGGACUUCCCUGAGCCGAGUAGAACGGGCGGAGCGUCGCUGUUGGACAUGGAUAUUCCUCCGAUGAUCUCAACGAGUCUAUCAGUGGACAAUUUCGGCUCGUCGCCAUUCGAUCCCUUCAGAAGCGAACCUCGAAGAAAAGCUUCGCUUCCGGUCACGACCUCGAAACUCAGUCAACCCGUCAUGAGAACUCCAGAAGCCCUGGGGAGAAUAAGUCAAAUCCGAGAAGAAUGGUCUACACCCCACGAAAACUCCCCACCUCCCCCUCGAUGUCCGGCGCCGCAAUUGAAUCCGUUGGAUACGUCCGUGGUGACCACUCAACCUUGCGCAAUGGCUCUGGCUGACUAUACGAAUCCGAAAAAGGGAGAACUUUCUUAUAGUCAAUACGAGCUGAUCGAGCUCUUGGCUGAGCACGACGAUUUCUAUUAUCUUGGACGAUUGGACGAUCAGGACGGACUCGUCCGUAAAGAUGCCGUCGAGGUCCUUACGCCUCUCGAGGAUUCGCAACAGGACUCCGAACCAGAAAGCCAGCAAGACUCAGGAUACAGACAUCGGCCUUCGAGUUCGACGAGCACUGGUGAUGCGACAACUACGACGAGGGCACCGCCUUCAUUGCGGCAGAAGAACGGGGUUCCUCUCUCCGAUGUCAACUACGAAAUUCUGAGAGGCUGCGUGUCCUCAGCAGCGAAAGCCGCGUUCUGA